AUGAAAGAUGAGGUGAAUGAUCCACGAAUGCCAGAGUCGCCAUGGACGAACAACUAUAUCUUCGUCUCGACAUCGUGCUUAAUAGGAGGCAGCCUGUUUGGACUGGUAUCUUUGGAGCAUGGAGGAAUCUUGAUGAAACAAGGGUACAAGGCGCUAUUACCAACUGUGGCGGAGGGCAUCGUUGGAGACCUGAAGAGGCGGCCCUUCGCGAUGUUCUGGACGUCAAAACAUGCAUAUACAUACUGGGUCGAAUACAGGGAGCUCCACGACUGUUCGUUCAAGCAGAAUCUCGAAUUCCUCUUCGUUUUCAACGGCCCAUGCCUCAAAUGUGAAGCCUUACGAGUACAGGUUACUCGAACCAGGUCAGAGUCGCUUGCUAGAGAUACUGCCAGGAACUGGGUCGAGGACUGCCACUUCAGGUCAAGGGUAAACAUGUACACAUUUCGCAUGCUACCCGAGUUCCUGGGUUUUACUGCAAUCUCCUAUAUCUGGGGCAAUGUCAACGACACCCGGACUGUCGCUGUUAUCAACUCAGAGUCCUUAGGCGGUCAAAGCCAGCUACGGAUAACUGCCAAUCUGCAUCACGCACUUUGUCAAGUUCAGAAAUUUGGUACUCCGGUCUGGGCCGAUGGGAUCUGCAUCAGCCAAAACGCCGAAUCGGGGGCUUUUCUCAGGGAGAAGGAACAGCAGGUGGAAAUGAUGGGGCAGAUUUACAGCGGUGCCCUAUAG
Molecule: messenger RNA, 729 nt
Organism: Cladophialophora bantiana CBS 173.52
Lineage: Eukaryota; Fungi; Ascomycota; Eurotiomycetes; Chaetothyriales; Herpotrichiellaceae
Exons: 2
Coding region: 1-729 (242 amino acids)
Source: RefSeq, a predicted model, not a curated record